Molecule: messenger RNA, 2478 nt
Organism: Effrenium voratum
Lineage: Eukaryota; Dinophyceae; Suessiales; Symbiodiniaceae
Source: the annotation of a GenBank genome assembly
ACGCUUGCACGUGCUAAAAUUUCGCGCCGAAAUAGCGCCAUCGCCAGCUUAUGCGGAAUUUGGGCAUCUAUCUCCAUCGGCAUCGACACCUGUUUCGAUCGCCAGACUUCGCCAUGGCUUUGCGUGGCGUGUUGCUGUGUGCUUGCAUUUGCGCAGCCAGCAGCAGCGCCGGUGACUUUGACUGCGGGGAUGAACCCUACUUGAUGCUGGAGGAGGUGCUGCACAACAACCUCGGCGGUCAAGGCCCGCACCGCGGCAAAGAAGGCAUCGUCUAUCAGGCAGUGGAGUACUACAAGAACAUGCAUCGCAUCGUGCACGUCAAUGUGCAUGCAGUCAACAAGUACGUCCCAUGGGAUGUCUUUGCCAACGGCCUCAACGGGCGAUUCGGCGUCUUCACUCAGGAAGCCGGGCACAGCGUGGAUGUGGAAUUUAGUUUUACAACCUCCGACGGCAAGCCCGUGACCCUCCGGACCUUCACCAUCAGCAUCUAUGACAUGGACAGGGACGAAAAGAAAGGCGAGGGCGUGGAGCGCGUGAUCCCACUACAGCCAUACAACAUGGUGUACCUCACCAACACCACUCAGGUGAAGAAGGUGAAGACCUCCAAUGGCGAUGCCUUCGAAGGUACGGAGCUGGGCACCUACCAGGACAACCCCGUGAAGGUGGUGCAUGAGCAUCAGAUUGAUGAGGACAAGUCCAUCGCUUUUGAGUUCAAGGAUGUGACAAAGGUGCGCAUGACCUUUGCAUCUACCGCGGGUGCAAUGGCGCGCACUACGCAGUGGGCCUGCCUCAACGCCCUGAUGUGCAAGGCGAAGAAGGACAACCCGGGGCAGUGGCACACGGACUUGGCUGAGCAGGUCGCCCUGGACCCCCAGAAGAGCGGACAGGUGCCAAUCCGCACCCGAACGGGGGUGCCGUUCGAGUACAAGUUUCCCAGCGGCUUGUUCUCCAAGUCGACUGGGCACUUCAGGGCCACAUCCGGAGGAGCCACGUUGCCGGCAUGGCUCCACUUCAACAGCAAGACGGUGACGCUCUCCGGCACCCCGGGCCCCGAGAAUCGCGGCAUCAUCAACGUCAAGGUGACGGGCGUGGAUGCCGCCGGCGUGGAAGAGACCACCACACUGACCAUCCACAUCGGCGGUGGCCCUGCGCUCACCAAGCCCAUUCCCACGCAACAUCUUACACCUGGGAAAGACUUUGUCUACUCUCUGCCCAAGGGCAUGUUCAUCGACGCCACGGACGGGGAGAAGCUCAACUUCUGGGCCUCCACCACGGACGGGUCCAAGUUGCCAGCUUGGCUUCAUUUCGAUGCUGAGCACGGCAGAUUCUAUGGCCGGCCCCCUGCCCAUCUUACAGGUGUCUUGGAGGUGUUGCUCACCGCCAUGGACUCGCAGCACCUGUCUGUGACGGACAGUUUCGACAUCAUCCUGGGCGAUGGCAGCGGUCUUUCGCAGAUCGCAGGCAACGAGCCGCCCUUCGUGGCAAGCCACCUGGAGCCUCAGAGCGUGAAGCCCGGCAAGGCCCUGCACUUCCAGGUGCCCAGGGGGUCCUUCGUGGACAGCGAAGACGAGGAGCUGCACCUCACGGCCGCCUUGGCGGAUGGCAAGGCGCUGCCCAAAUGGCUCCACUUCGACCCGGCCAGCGCCAGCUUCAGCGGCACGCCCUCGGAGGGUGACUCGGGCGUGAUUGCUGUGAAGGUCACCGCGCGAGACAGCGGGGACGCAGCCGUCAACGAGAGCUUCUUGAUCAACAUCACGGGGCAUGCCGCGCCCGGCUCCUCGAAGCUCCGGGGGCCCAUGCUGCCGCUGCAGCACUUCCGCGCCAUGCCGAAGGCCGUGGUGGGCCACGGCUUCCGCUUCCAGGUGCCCAAGGGCACCUUCGGCCAUGCGGACGGCAGUGGGCCCGUCUCCUACGAGGCCCACCUCAGCAAUGGCAAGCCACUGCCCAGCUGGCUGCACUUCGACGAAAAGACGGGCACCUUCACUGGCACCCCGCUCUCAUCGGAGACAGGCUCGUUGAGUGUGGAAGUGGUGGCCACUGAUAACAAGGGCUCCAGUGCCAGCGAUAGCUUUGUCAUCGAUGUGCGCCCCACUGACCUGGAAUCCAUCGUGCUGCGUGACGGGCUGCUGAAGGCAGGUUCGGGCCGGAGCAAGUGGAUGAUGCUCAUGUGCAUUUCCUUGAUGGUCUUUGCCGGCGUGGUCUGCUGCGUUGCGGUGGGCUUCUUUGGUUUCAAGGUGAGCAUCAAGAGACGCUUCGUGCAGGACUCCAAGCUGAACCACCACCAGAAGAAGACCGCGCCGGUGGGCACCAUGCGGCGCAUGGAGUGCUGCGGCGCCGCGUACGAGAACUAUUCCACCGUUCCAAAGGACGACAUCGAGAUCCUCGUGGACUGAGCAUGAGUACCCGAAGCCAAACAUGUUGCUUGGGAGAAUUACAAAUUACAGUAAUGCAGGUUCAGCGCCGGUGGCAAGUGCAACA